Xylaria bambusicola is the source of this 1178-nucleotide messenger RNA. Its product is annotated as acyl-CoA N-acyltransferase. The record is from RefSeq and is a predicted model, not a curated record. Gene Ontology annotation, molecular function: acyltransferase activity, transferring groups other than amino-acyl groups. Bases 441 to 938 code for a protein of 165 amino acids. Lineage: Eukaryota; Fungi; Ascomycota; Sordariomycetes; Xylariales; Xylariaceae. The transcript has 2 exons.
CGCGUAGGCUUCCAUAGUACCUUGCAUGACUGUCCGGCGCAAACAUCCAAUGUAGCUGGGUACUCCAACUGUUAUUUUCAAGUUCGUCUUCAUUACAACGCCAACAUAAAUAAGUGAUAUCUUCCAACCUAGAUUACCCAUUAAUCAAAGUCGUUCUGUCAAGUGUAUAUGAUAAUGGCAUUAGGCCAGCAGAGGGGCUCUUAAACGUUGUGAGCCUAUCGAGGUACAUAGAUACACAAACGUGAGAAUGGGUUCCACACACUUACAUUCGGUUGAUGUGCAACAUCCAAAUGGCCUAAGCAAGCGAGAGCGUCAUUUAGUUCGCGGAGAAGGAAAAAAAAAAGAAAACGAAAUUCAUAUGCUCAUUCUAAUAACCGUGCGAACUAGCUGCGCUUAUCGGGUCUUCUACUUCUGACCUACUAUCCAUCUCUUUUUCUUCAAUGGCUAGCAUACGGCUCCGCAGAGACGAAGACCUACCAGCAUGUGUCGAGACGAUGAAAGCCGUCUAUCACGACAGCGGAUAUCCCGUCGACGGCGUCGCGCACGCGCUAGAAGCGCUGCAGGGAGAUGACCAAGCCUGGGUAGCUGUAGACGACGGCGUCAUCAUCGGCCACGUCGCCAUGAACAGAGCGGUCGAAACCUACGUUAAUGUCGCGCGGUGGCUGGAGACACAUCCCCACGCCGAGGUCGCUGUGCUCGGAAGGCUCUUUGUUCAUCCCGAGAAACGUGGGCGCGGCGCCGCGACUCAGCUCAUACGCAUCGUGGAGGAAGAGGCGCGCAAAAAGGGCCUGCGGCUCCUCAUUCUCGCUCUUGUUAAGGAUCAGGCUGCUAUCAGGCUGUAUCGUCACUUGGGAUGGGAGCACUAUGCUACUACGGUAUUCCGAUGGGGUGAGGGGAACCAGAUGGAUGCCGAAUGCUUUGCGAGCCCGCUUUCGUGAGUGGUUUUGCGGUUGGGUACGUGAUAGCGAGCGAGGGCUUUCAAAGGAUUAGGCUAGGCUGUAAUAGCGUCUCAUUAAAUUACCAACGAAGCGGCGUCAAUUCGUAUUUAGCUACGUAACCUGAGUCUUCUAGAAAUACGUGUUACCACGAUGUCCUCGCAAUCAUAUGACAUUGCAACGACGUAAAGUAGGAAGAACUUGCAAUAUGGUAUCCCGAAUAAUACAAUAAAGCCCACUCCC